Macadamia integrifolia is the source of this 3893-nucleotide messenger RNA. RefSeq names its product vacuolar sorting protein 39. Gene Ontology annotation, biological process: vesicle-mediated transport; endosomal vesicle fusion; autophagy. The transcript has 12 exons. Lineage: Eukaryota; Viridiplantae; Streptophyta; Magnoliopsida; Proteales; Proteaceae. The record is from RefSeq and is a predicted model, not a curated record. The coding region runs from base 194 to 3031 and encodes 945 amino acids. Gene Ontology annotation, cellular component: membrane; cytoplasm.
AUUGUCCGGCGGUUCUCAAAAGAAUGGAAAAGUGGGACCCGCAACAACGAAACACGAAUCGUCGUCUAUGUACAACUGUGACUCAGUGAUGGGGCUCCGCCGAGACUCAGACAGCGAGAGAUAAAAGGGAUAGAGCAGAGGCGAAAGGGUUCCAGUUUAGGCAUUUGGAAGGAGAAGAGGAGAGAAUUCAGAAAUGGUGCACAAUGCGUAUGAUUCAUGGAAGCUCAUAAAUGAUUGCUCGACGAAGAUCGAGGCAAUUGUUUCGUAUGGUGUCAAGCUUCUCUUAGGUUGCGCAGAUGGCUCUCUGAUGAUAUAUACCCCAGAAUCGUCCGUUUCCGAUAUGUCCGAAUACCAGGUAAACCUAGGGAUGCGUAAGGAAACCUACGUUUUGCAGAGAACUGUGAUUGGAUUCUCGAAGAAAGCUUUGGUAUCCAUGGAAGUGUCAGGAUCGAGAGAGCUUCUCUUAUCCCUAUCUGAAUCAAUUGCGGUUCAUCGGCUUCCCAGUCUGGAGUCAAUCGCCGUUAUAACAAAGGCUAAAGGUGCUAAUGUCUACGCCUGGGAUGAUCGCAAAGGGUUCUUAUGUUUCGCGAGGCAGAAGAGGAUCUGCAUUUUCAGGCACGAUGGUGGUCGGGGAUUUGUGGAGGUGAAAGAUUUCGGUGUUCCUGAUCUGGUGAAAUCAAUCUCUUGGUGUGGUGAAAAUAUAUGCUUGGGGAUUGGAAGGGAAUACAAGAUACUGAAUGCCACAAAUGGUGCAUUAUGUGUGGUAUUUCCACCUGGGAGAAUUGCCCCUCCUCUUGUGGUCCCUCUUCCUUCUGGGGAACUUCUUCUUGGAAAGGAUAACAUAGGAGUUUUUGUAGACCAAAAUGGGAAACUAAUUCAAAGAGGCAGGAUAUGUUGGUCUGAUGCCCCUUCAGUGGUUGUGAUCCAUAAGCCAUAUGCAGUCGCCCUUUUACCAAAAUACAUUGAGAUUCGGUCUCUCCAUGCUCCUUAUCCAUUGGUUCAGACUGUUGUUCUUAGCAAUGUUCAUCAUCUUGUCCAAAGCAACGGCUCUGUUAUUAUUGCAUUAGAUAAUUCUAUUUAUGGCUUGUUCCCAGUCCCCAUUGGUGCACAGAUUAUACAAUUAACAGCAUCUGCUAAUUUUGAGGAAGCCUUGGCUUUGUGUAAACUACUUCCACCAGAAGAUUCAAGCCUUCGAGCAGCGAAGGAGGCAUCCAUUCAUAUCAGAUAUGGGCAUUAUCUGUUUGACAAUGGAAGCUAUGAAGAGGCUAUGGAACACUUUUAUGCUUCUCAAGUAGAUAUAACCUACGUACUCUCUUUGUAUCCAUCUAUUGUUCUUCCAAAACCAGUGGAUGUUUCUGAGCUGCGGAAUGUGACUGACUUUGCAUGGGAUGCUUCACAUCUCUCCAGAGUUCCUUCUGAUGUCUCAGAUGAUAUGGAAUCCUUAUCUCAACCACAGAAAUUUGAAUCUGAUGAAUAUGCUAUUCUUGAGUCUAAAAAAAUGAGCCACAAUACUCUCAAGGCACUUGUUAAGUUCUUACAGAAGAAGAGAUAUACCAUAAUUGACAAAGCCAAUGACGAAAGAACAGAAGACGUAGUUUCGUCUGCUAUGGGAAACUGGUCUAAGGGUUCAAAUAAGGGUCAUCAUGAUAUCCAUAUUAGCUUAGUGGCCAGGGAUAUGGCAGCAACAUUGGAUACAGCACUGAUCCAAGCUCUGAUACUCACUGGGCAAUCUUCAGCUGCUAUAGAGCUACUGAAAGUUCCCAAUUACUGUGAUAUAAAAAUAUGUGAGGAAUUUCUGCGUAAAAACAAUUUAUACACUGUGCUGUUAGAACUCUACAAGUACAAUGGAAUGCACCGUGAAGCUCUCAUACUUCUGAAUGAACUAGUGAAAGAGUCAAAAUCAGAACAACCACAAUGUGAGCCCACCCAAAAGUUUAAACCAGAGAUGAUUAUUGAGUAUCUCAAGCCGCUCUGUGGAACUGAUCCUAUGCUUGUCUUGGAGUUCUCGAUGCUUGUUCUUGAAAGCUGUCCAACAGAAACUAUUGAGCUCUUUUUGUCUGGAAAUGUUCCGGUAGACUUGGUCAACUCUUACCUAAAACAGCAUAUGCCCAGUAUGCAGGCGAAAUAUUUAGAACUUGUGGCUGCUCUGAAGGAAAAUGAGAUUCCUGGGAAUCUUCAGAAUGAAAUGGUGCAAAUUUAUCUCUCAGAAGUACUUGAUUGGUAUGCUGAUCUAACUACUCAGCAAAUGUGGGAUGAGCAAGUUUAUCCACCAACACGGAAGAAGCUAUUGUUUGCUUUAGAGAGUGUCUCAGGAUAUAAUCCAGAGGGCUUGUUAAAGCGUCUUCCAGUGGAUGCUUUAUAUGAGGAGCGUGCAAUUCUGUUGGGGAAAUUGAACAAGCAUCAGCUUGCAUUGUGUCUUUAUGUUCAUAAGCUUCAUGUUCCUGAAUUGGCGCUCGCCUACUGUGAUCGUGUUUAUGAGGCUGGACAGAAUCAACUGUCUUCAAAAUCUCAAAGUAAUAUCUAUCUCACUCUUCUGCAAAUCUAUCUUAAUCCCAAUACAACAACUAAAGAGUUUGAAAGGCAAGCCAUGAAUGUGGCACCUAAGCAUGUUCAGAAGGUUGGCUCAAUUAAAACUAAAGGGAGCCGUGUUGCCAAGAAAAUUGCUGAGAUAGAGGGUGCAGAUGAUAUUAGAAUCAGCCUCAGCAAUACUGACAGUGGACAGAGCAAUGGUGAUGGAGAUGAAUCAUGUGAGGAAGGGGUUCCUACCAUUAUGCUUGAUGAGGUCGUGGGUCUGUUGAGCCAAAGAUGGGAUAGAAUCAAUGGAGCUCAGGCUCUAAAACUCUUACCUAGAGAAACGAAAUUACAGAACCUGCUUCCAUUUCUUGGACAACUUCUAAAAAAAUCCAGUGAAGCAUACCGAAACUUCUCAGUGAUCAAGAGCUUGAGACAAAGUGAAAACCUUCAGGGUGCCCAUCAUGCAGUGUGCAUCACCUGGGUGGUUUUCCGUGCCAAAAUUACUUCAGCUACAUGAUAUUAUCUGUUUGAUGUCACUUAUUAUUUGGACCUUCUGAAAAUAAAACUAAAAUUGUGGAACAAGCCUACAUAAUGGUUUGGCUAUAAUCAUUGCUGGAUCAAUUUUCAUGCAAGAGAUCUUGCAGGAAAACCGAAAUCCUGUCUAAUGCUUUUCUUACAGGGGCCACCUGUGUGUCCACCAGAUACAUUGGUGUGCUAAUGUUUAUCAUGUUUGUCCAUAAAAAGGAACGCAUAGCUAUUUUCCUGAAAAAUAGGGUCUUUUAAGAUUCUGGGAUGAAGCUCAAAACUUCUCCAUUAUUAGUUCAUAACAAUUCAGUGUAGUCUGACUUGUACAACCUAAAGUUCACCAUGUUUUCUGUCAAACCUCUUUAUCCCUUUAUCCCAAGUAACAAGGGCAAGCUUAACCUAUCCAACUUCCUCAUUUUUCUAUCUUUGUUGAACAAAUAUGAGGUGCCUAACAUGAAGCCUUAAAAUUUCAUCAAAUGAACAUGAUUGAUAUGUAUCUAAUAAUUGCGCAUUUGUGCUUUUCUGUAUAUUUUAUUCUUGUCACUACAUGUGAAACUCAACUCAGUGACGCCUUUUCCCAAUUAAACAUGGUUGCUACGCAUAUUAUGUUGGUUGUUAAAGCAAAUAAUAGUCUUCCCCCCACCCACUAGAGAAUCUCUCUGUCCUCACAUUCUUUCCUGUUAGACAUUUGUGGGCAUGGUAAUGACCAAUUACGUCUCACCAGGGCCCUGCCUGCCUCCUUUCUUUGCUCGCCAGCUGCCUAGCUCAUUCUUAGUCUUUUAUGUCAUUCUCCGUAACUCUUUGAGUGCCUUUUUCAUAAAUUUUAACCAUCUUAUGUUUCUAGCAAAUAAUUG